Messenger RNA from Durio zibethinus, 1053 nucleotides. The record is from RefSeq and is a predicted model, not a curated record. Lineage: Eukaryota; Viridiplantae; Streptophyta; Magnoliopsida; Malvales; Malvaceae.
CUGAUUAUUUCCAAAAGCGGUCCAUUGGCUUAACCAUAAACCCUAGAACAAGAAGAAGAAGACAAGGAUGGGGAGAGGGAAGAUUGUAAUCCGAAGGAUCGAUAAUUCUACAAGUAGGCAAGUGACCUUUUCAAAGAGAAGAAAGGGGUUGAUUAAGAAGGCGAAAGAGCUUGCAAUACUAUGUGAUGCAGAAGUUGGUCUUGUCAUCUUCUCCAGCACUGGAAAACACUAUGAAUUUGCAAGCUCCAGCAUGAAAUCAGUUAUUGAACGAUAUAGCAGCAUGAAAGAGGAACACCAGCAGUUGUUGAAUCCAACAUCAGAAGUCAAGUUUUGGCAAAGAGAGGCUGCAAUCUUGAGACAACAACUACAUAAUUUGCAGGAAAACCAUCGGAAACUCAUGGGUGAACACCUUUCUGGUUUGAGUGUUAAAGACCUGCAGAAUCUAGAGAAUCAACUGGAGAUGAGUAUGAGGGGUGUUCGCAUGAAAAAGGAACAGUUAUUAACUGAUGAAAUACAAGAAUUAAGCCGCAGGGGGAACCUCAUUCACCAGGAGAAUGUGGAACUGUACAAGAAGGUAAAUCUGAUCCAAAAAGAAAACAUGGAAUUGUACAAGAAGGUUUAUGGAACAAGGGAUGUAAAUACAUCAGGUGGAAACGCCUUGAAUUCAUAUGGUUUUGACUCUGGAGAGGGUUCAGAUGUCCCUUUUCAUCUUCGACUAAGCCAACCUGAGGCACAAACUUGUAACCCACCAAAUAGAGAUAAGGAUUAAAGAAGCACAAGAAAGAACGUAAGAAUGCAGUGAGGAUUCAGACACGUUACUUCAUCCUCAGCAAACCCCAAGUCUAUAAGAAAAUUAUUCUUGGAGAGAUGAUCUACAUGAAGGACGAUCGGUACAAUGAGUAAUCUGGCAUUGUUUGUGGCAGUACAAUAAAUUCACUAUAAGUUAUCAGAGAACCAGGAAUCCAUGCAAGUGCAAAGCAAAAUAUAAAAUAAAAUACUGUUUACAUAAAAGUAUCUCCUUCAUCAAAAAGAUUUUAACCAUUGUCAGUGAGA